CGGGGCGGGCGCGACGGCCCGAGUCGCAUGAAUGAGAGCAACGUGCCCCGCGCGAGACGCCGCGCGCGCCCGGGCCAGGGAGCCAAUGGGAGCGCGGGGAGGGCGCGAGCCCCGGCGCUGAGGGCCGCGGCCGCGCGCCGGCUCGCCGACCAGCGUCGCCAGGCGGGAGCGCGCGGGGAGCGGGGCGGGCCUGGAGCGUGCGAGGGCCAGAGCCGGACGGCACUGCCGGGAGGCGGCGGGGACAAGGACGGCGGCGGCGGGGACGGCCGCCGCGCUCGGGGUGAGGCACCGUAACUCAGUCGAACUCUCUCUGGAAAGCCCAGGAUUAAAAAAGGAAGAUCAGAGAUGAACUAACCUGGGAUCACGGACGUCGUUGGAACUUUGGGUUUCAUCCCGAGUAAUCUUUCAAAGUAUCAGUUGGAAUUGAUUUCUGCAUCUUAUUCUGCUUUUUGGGAAGAAAUGGCUUCAAGGAUUUUAAGUUUCCUUUCAGUUUUGCAUGAAUUCUAUAGGAAACAAAGCCCUUGAAGGGCUUGGGAAUAACAAGAAGUUUGUAAACAUACAAGCUUGCUGUCUGUUUUCCUUCUCCCUUCAAAGAAAAGGAUUUACAACUCAACCUUGUAACAGUUGUAGCCCAGCAUUAAACAUCAAGAGGAACAAACGAAGUAAAGCCACCAUUGCCGGACUCCGAGUCCUGGUCAGGUCCACCUGUGGGAGUGGUGGCGUUGAGAAGACUGCCGAGAAGGGGCAAGGACUGCAGUGCCAACAGCUUCUCUUUCAAGCUGGAAGGGGCCUCCGGUUCCUUCCUGGAUUAAAAUACGCAGGGCGCACCCCUUUGCGGUGCUGCUCACGUCUUGUGGAAGUGUGGGAGUCGUGGCGGAAUCUGCUGUGUCCCCACAGGAUUUUCUUGCUUGCUCAGUUUGCUGCCCUACCUUGGUGUUCUCGCUGUCUUUCCUCCUGAGGAGCUGCCUCCGUCCAUGAGCUACACCCUGAGCUCCUUGACUGCCCAUGCUCUCCACCUGCAGCCGUUUGCAUGUGGGCAGCCUGCUGUUUGUCUCCGGUGCCCGAGCGUAGCCGCGUCUCGUGUCUGGUUCCGGGGCAGUGGUUAAUCCCCCUCUGGACUCGCCUUUCCCCCUCCCAUGUGCUUAGCUUCACUUGACAUCUUUUGACCUUCAAUUUGAUUUGGGAGGGGGAAGGGUGAUCAUUGCACAUUUUUGGUUUCCCUGGUUUUCUUCUGUACUCUCUGUUUCCCGCAUCCUAUUUUCUUGCCCGUUCUGCCGCUGUGUGGGCCUGGGCUAUGCGGCAGGGCACAUCUCCCUUCAGAGCUCCAACAUGCCCGCAGAGUCUGGAAAGAGGUUCAAACCCAGCAAGUAUGUCCCGGUCUCGGCAGCCGCCAUCUUCUUAGUAGGAGCUACAACACUCUUCUUUGCUUUUACGUGUCCAGGACUCAGCCUGUAUGUGUCACCUGCAGUGCCCAUCUACAAUGCAAUUAUGUUUCUGUUUGUUCUGGCCAAUUUCAGCAUGGCCACCUUCAUGGACCCAGGCAUUUUCCCUCGAGCUGAGGAGGAUGAGGACAAGGAAGAUGAUUUUCGAGCUCCGCUUUAUAAAACAGUGGAGAUCAAAGGCAUCCAGGUGCGCAUGAAAUGGUGUGCCACCUGCCGCUUCUACCGCCCUCCGCGAUGUUCCCACUGCAGUGUCUGUGACAACUGUGUGGAGGAAUUUGAUCAUCACUGCCCCUGGGUGAACAACUGUAUUGGCCGCCGGAACUACCGUUACUUCUUCCUCUUCCUCCUUUCGUUGACAGCCCACAUCAUGGGGGUGUUUGGCUUUGGCCUCCUUUAUGUCCUCUACCACAUGGAGGACCUCUCAGGGGUCCGGACGGCUGUCACAAUGGCAGUGAUGUGUGUGGCUGGCUUAUUCUUCAUCCCUGUAGCUGGCCUCACGGGCUUCCAUGUGGUUCUGGUGGCUAGAGGACGCACAACCAAUGAGCAGGUUACGGGUAAAUUCCGGGGAGGUGUGAACCCCUUCACCAAUGGCUGCUGUAACAAUGUCAGCCGCGUACUCUGCAGUUCCCCAGCACCCAGGUAUUUGGGCAGACCAAAGAAAGAGAAGACAAUUGUAGUGAGACCUCCUUUCCUUCGGCCAGAAGUGUCAGAUGGUCAGAUAACUGUGAAGAUCAUGGACAACGGCAUCCAAGGAGAACUGAGGAGAACUAAGUCUAAGGGAAGCUUGGAGAUAACAGAGAGCCAGUCUGCCGAUGCUGAACCACCACCUCCUCCUAAGCCAGACCUGAGCCGUUACACGGGGCUGCGGACACACCUCAGCCUGGCAGCUAACGAAGAUAACAGCCUUUUGGGCAAGGACAGCCCCCCCACACCAACCAUGUACAAGUAUCGGCCGGGUUACAGUAGCAGCAGCACCUCAGCUGCCAUGCCGCACUCCUCCAGCGCCAAGUUGAGUCGUGGGGACAGCUUGAAGGAGCCAACCUCAAUUGCGGAGAGCAGCCGGCAUCCCAGUUACCGGUCAGAACCCAGCUUGGAACCAGAGAGCUUCCGUUCUCCCACCUUUGGCAAAAGCUUUCACUUUGAUCCACUUUCCAGUGGCUCACGUUCCUCCAGCCUCAAGUCGGCCCAGGGCACAGGCUUUGAGCUGGGCCAGUUGCAGUCCAUUCGCUCAGAGGGCACCACUUCUACUUCUUAUAAGAGCCUGGUCAACCAGACACGCAAUGGAAGCCUGUCUUACGACAGCUUGCUCACUCCUUCAGACAGCCCUGAUUUUGAGUCAGUGCAGGCAGGGCCUGAGCCAGACCCGCCUUUGGGCUACACCUCUCCCUUCCUGUCAGCCCGCCUGGCCCAGCAGCGGGAGGCAGAGAGGCAUCCACGUUUGGUGCCAACUGGUCCAGCACCCCGAGAUCCCUCACCAGUCCGUUACGACAAUCUGUCACGCCACAUUGUGGCCUCCCUCCAGGAACGAGAGAAGCUGCUGCGCCAGUCACCCCCACUCCCUGGCCGUGAGGAAGAACCAGGCGUGGGAGACUCGGGCAUUCAGUCCACACCAGGCUCAGGCCAUGCCCCUCGUACGAGUUCCUCCUCGGAUGAUUCCAAGAGAUCACCACUGGGCAAGACUCCCCUGGGACGCCCAGCUGUGCCCCGUUUUGGCAAACCAGAAGGGCUAAGGGGCCGGGGACUAGGGUCCCCUGAACCAGGUCCAACUGUCCCAUAUCUGGGCCGUUCGAUGUCUUACAGCAGCCAAAAAGCCCCAGCUGGUGUCUCUGAGACAGAGGAAGUGGCCUUGCAGCCGUUACUGACACCCAAAGAUGAAGUACAGAUCAAGACCGCCUACAGCAAAUCCAACGGGCAACCCAAGAGCAUGGGCUCAGCCUCCCCCGGCCCCGGCCAGCCCCCUCUCAGUAGCCCCACAAGGGGAGGAGUCAAGAAGGUGUCAGGAGUGGGUGGUACCACUUAUGAGAUCUCGGUGUGAGCCUUCAGCACCUCCCCUCCCCCACACCUCUGCGCCUACACCAAAGGGCCCCAGGUGGCCACCUUCCUUUCCCUCAAGGGGCUCCCCUCCCCUGCAUGGACAUUUUUUAAACCACCGAUUCCAAGAGGAUGAGUUUUAUAAAAUGCAACAGGGUUGGGGAGUCGGAGAGUUGGGGCCCUGAGACUGGGGUAGCAAACCCCGUUUUACCUUUUAAGACCUUCCUUAAUCCCUGGACCACUCAGUGGACAUUUGUGCAAUUGCUCGCCCUGGAGGGAACCAGAUCAUUUUUAAACCAGAAAUAAUUUUUUUUAUUAUUGUUA
Messenger RNA from Ochotona princeps (American pika), 3797 nucleotides. RefSeq names its product zinc finger DHHC-type palmitoyltransferase 5 (gene ZDHHC5). Gene Ontology annotation, biological process: protein palmitoylation. The record is from RefSeq and is a predicted model, not a curated record. The coding region runs from base 1330 to 3477 and encodes 715 amino acids. Lineage: Eukaryota; Metazoa; Chordata; Mammalia; Lagomorpha; Ochotonidae. Gene Ontology annotation, molecular function: palmitoyltransferase activity. The transcript has 12 exons.